AUGGUCGACAAGGGUACUGUCCUUGCAGCAAACGCAGCGUUCGCAAGUCAGCACCACCGAGGACGUGUCUGCGUCUUCGCUGGGGCUACCAGCGGCAUUAGCUACGGUACACUCCGCAAAAUCGUGACCAUGCUGCACUCAUCCAGCUCUUAUAUCCUGGGAAGGUCGCCGUCACGUUUUGCAACGAAACUCAACCAGCUCAAGACGCUGGCACCCACGUACACGAGCGAACACCUAGAGGCAUCAUUCGCCGUCUCGUACUAUUCCCGCCUGCGACUUGUUUUUAACCUGUUGCCAUUACUUCGCAACUCAUGCGACCCUCGGGUAUUGUCCAUCUCACACGGCACCCAAGAGAAACGGAUCAACGAGGAGGACCUAGGACUUGGCAAGAAAUGGAGUAUAUCGGGCUUGGUCAACCACACGACGAUUUGCACCAGCCUGUCAUUCGAUUACCUGGCAGCAGAUGGCAUGACUAAGUCCAUCACCUUCCUGCACGCCACUCCUGGCUUCGUCAACACAGGCAAGCCUCGCACGACGUACCCUUCGAGGAAAGAUGGGGCAAUGUGGUGGGCGUUCCCGUCUGUCAUGCAGGUGGUGUCGGGCUGGAUUAUUCGCUUCUUCGGCUUCUCGCUGGAGGAAUCGGGGGAGGACACGUGUUUCACCUGA
Messenger RNA from Anthostomella pinea, 666 nucleotides. NCBI's taxonomy places the organism in Eukaryota, Fungi, Ascomycota, Sordariomycetes, Xylariales, Xylariaceae. The record is from the annotation of a GenBank genome assembly.